GUCACUGCUGAUCUCACGACGAACCAUGUUGCAUUGGAAUAGCAAUCUUUGUGCUUUGGCUGUGCUGCUCGUCCUUUUUGGCUGCACAACUGGUGUAUCUGGUAGCUAUCGUCUGCCUACUAGAGUCCAGCUGGUUUGCUGUGAGGAAGUGUCCAAAAUGCCUAUCCCGCGUAACAUAGAGCUGAUUGGAUACAAGCACCAGAGUGCAUUGGCACCUUGUGUUGAAGCAAUUAUAUUUUACUCAAAGACGGAAAAAUUCUGCUCUGACCCCACCGCCCGCUGGAUCCGAAAGAGACAAAAAGAUCUGGAAGAGUACAAAAACUGAAAAUGGCAAACCAGUCCAAAGGAUUUCUUGUUCAUCUUUCUUUUAUAUUUGAUCCAUAAUACAUACUUCUGCAUACUUAUAUAUACUUACUUAUAAUAUAUACUUAUGAAUGCAUUACACGUAGCCAGCAGUGAGUUAUUGUUAGUACACUUUAAUACCCCUGUUUAUACCACUGUUUAUAUAUAAUCUCAGUGUGUAAUCUCAUUAUGACUGUAAGCACUGCUGUUCUUAAGCAAUAAAGUACCAUUACUCUG
Molecule: messenger RNA, 579 nt
Organism: Colossoma macropomum (tambaqui)
Lineage: Eukaryota; Metazoa; Chordata; Actinopteri; Characiformes; Serrasalmidae
Product: C-C motif chemokine 18-like
Exons: 4
Coding region: 26-325 (99 amino acids)
Biological process (GO): immune response
Cellular component (GO): extracellular region
Molecular function (GO): chemokine activity
Source: RefSeq, a predicted model, not a curated record